AAAGAAUCUUGAAAUUGCAGAGUUGAAAGCUACAAAUGUAAUCACCUCAUUAUACAGAAAGUGUGUGACAGCACAGUUGUUGAUGUAGAAAGGAAGGAACUUUGAACUAUUAUGUCCACCAUUGAAGAGAAGCUUAAUUCAACAGGUGUGAAUAGUGGGGCACACAAUUUACUUGAAGAAAUGAAAUUGUUGAAGGAAAUGCAGGACCAUUCUGUGUUAAAGAAGCCAAUAAAUUCAGAGCUAUGGCAUGCAUGUGCUGGGCCAUUGGUUACUCUGCCACAGGUGGGAAGCCUUGUUUAUUACUUCCCACAAGGACAUAGUGAACAGGUUGCAGUUUCGACCAACAGAACCGCAACAUCUCAAGUUCCUAACUAUCCGAAUCUACCAUCUCAACUGCUGUGCCAAGUUUUAAAUGCUACGUUACAUGCAGAUAAAGAUACAGAUGAGAUCUAUGCCCAAAUGAGCCUUCGACCUGUGAACUCGGAAAAAGAUGUUCUUCCGAUACCAGACUUUGGGAUGAAGCCAAGUAGACAUCCAACCGAAUUCUUCUGCAAGACAUUGACACCGAGUGAUACAAGUACACAUGGUGGAUUUUCCGUACCUCGUAGAGCAGCAGAAAAACUCUUUCCACAAUUGGAUUUUUCAAUGCAACCUCCCACUCAAGAGCUUUUUGUUCGGGAUUUACAUGAUAACACAUGGACAUUCCGUCACAUAUACCGCGGGCAGCCAAAACGGCACCUACUGACUACGGGCUGGAGUAUGUUCGUUGGUGCAAAAAGGCUAAAAGCAGGUGAUGCUGUUCUAUUUAUCAGGGAUGAGAAGUCACAAUUAUUGCUGGGAGUACGACGAGCUAAUCGUCAACAAACGUCUUUGCCAUCUUCGGUUUUAUCUGCGGAUAGUAUGCACAUUGGAGUCCUUGCUGCUGCCGCUCAUGCUGCGGCCAAUCGAAGUCCCUUCACGAUAUUCUACAAUCCAAGGGCAUGUCCUUCGGAAUUCGUUAUUCCAUUGGCGAGAUAUCGGAAGUCUAUUUAUGGGACACAACUUUCCGUAGGCAUGCGUUUUGGAAUGAUGUUUGAAACCGAGGAAUCUGGAAAACGCAGAUAUAUGGGCACAAUUGUCGGUAUAAGUGACGUGGAUCCAUUAAGAUGGCCUGGCUCCAAGUGGCAUAACCUCCAGGUGGAGUGGGACGAGCCAGGGUGUGGUGAUAAGCAAAGUAGAGUGAGUCCAUGGGAUAUCGAGGCCCCCGAAAGUCUCUUCAUCUUCCCUUCUCUUACUUCAAGUCUUAAACGGCCGUUUAAUUCUGCUUUUCUAGGAGCACAACCUGAAUGGGACAAUAUGGUAAACCGGCCAUUCAUGCGGGCCCCGGAAGCCUUGAAUGGAAACUUUUCGAACCCUUCAAUGUCCAGCUUAUGGUCGGAACAACUGAUCAAGAUGUUAAUAAAACCUCAAAAUGGUAAUAAUAUGGCGCCCAGUUCACCUAUUGUUCAAGAACCUUUUCUUGGUAACAGGACCCAGUUACAAGUUGAAAACCGCCCCCAAUUUCAACUUAUUCAACCAAACACCACCACAGCCGCCACCGCCACCGUCACCACCACCAACACCACAAGCACGAACACUGUCGUGAUGUCAAACACCCAACCGCAAUCCAAUUCAAAUCUUCAUGGAAACCAACAUCAGCAACAGUUGGAAACAGUUAAAUCCGAAUCAAAGCCAACAGACAACCAUCAUAGUCUUGUACACGAGCUACCGUUUCUUAAUCAGUUGUCGCCGUUUGAUUCAACUAUACUUCAAUCUCAACAAUUUGAUUCACCCCAGAUCGAUUCCACAAGUCUUAAUGGGUUAUUUCACUACCCAGACACCAACAUAUUGAGCCCGUAUCCAUCUCUCGGGCAGGAAACAUGGGACCAGCAGACAAAUAAUAACUCCAAAUCUCUGUUCCAAUCAAACACGUGUCCCUCAAACAUGUACGGUUUCAAAGACUUGUCAGAUGAGAGUCAACACAACAAUAACAACCCCCAAAGUGGAAAUGUAUACAGUUGUCUUAACUUUGAAGGUAGUAAUGGAGGUAGUGCAGUUGUUGAUCCUUCAGUUUCGAGUACAGUAUUGGACGAUUUUUGUAACUUGAAAGAUAUAGAGUUCCAAAAUCCAUCAAAUUAUUUAGUGAGUAAUAAUUUUAGCUCAAGCCAAGAUGUUCAGUCGCAAAUCACUUCGGCUAGUCUUGUUGACUCUCAAGCUUAUUCUAUGCAAGAAAUACCCGAUAACUCAGGUGGGGCAUCUUCAAGCAACGGUGAAUUUGAUGAUAGUGGACUUUUGCAGAACAGCUCGUGGCAACAAGUUACUGCUCCUCCCCGUGUACGAACCUAUACAAAGAUUCAAAAGGCGGGGUCAGUGGGGAGGUCUAUUGAUGUUUCAAGUUUCAAGAACUACGAUGAGCUUUGUAGCGAAAUUGAAAAGAUGUUUGGACUCGAAGGAUUGCUUAAUGAUUCUAGAGGAUCCGGCUGGAAGUUGGUGUAUGUAGAUUUCGAGAAUGAUGUUCUUCUUGUUGGAGAUGAUCCUUGGGAGGAAUUCGUUGGUUGUGUGCGAUGUAUAAGGAUUCUAUCGCCUUCUGAAGUUCAGCAGAUGGGUGAAGAAGGAAUGCAGCUUCUCAACAGCAACGCCGCACUACAGGCUGAGAUAAACGGUGGCCCCACACCAGACAACGGGGCUCGCACGUGGGUCAACGCCACAUAAUUCAACUCGUCCCUAACUACUAUGAACGAGAUGCACGUAGUGACUAGAUCUGUUUGAUUGCUGUUUGUAGAGUAAGAAGUUAGUAAAAAACCAACCAAUUGUAGUUUUAUGAGAUGUUAUGAAAUGCCAACAAUUGAAAUGCUA
Molecule: messenger RNA, 2874 nt
Organism: Erigeron canadensis
Lineage: Eukaryota; Viridiplantae; Streptophyta; Magnoliopsida; Asterales; Asteraceae
Product: auxin response factor 5-like
Exons: 15
Coding region: 112-2730 (872 amino acids)
Biological process (GO): regulation of DNA-templated transcription; response to hormone
Cellular component (GO): nucleus
Molecular function (GO): protein binding; DNA binding
Source: RefSeq, a predicted model, not a curated record